Nicotiana tabacum (common tobacco) is the source of this 2149-nucleotide messenger RNA. RefSeq lists its product as uncharacterized. The record is from RefSeq and is a predicted model, not a curated record. NCBI's taxonomy places the organism in Eukaryota, Viridiplantae, Streptophyta, Magnoliopsida, Solanales, Solanaceae. Gene Ontology annotation, biological process: protein phosphorylation. Gene Ontology annotation, molecular function: protein kinase activity; ATP binding.
GUAGCAACAACAACGGCAACAACAACAACAAUAACAAUAAUGGUCAUAGCAACAAUAACAAUAAUAAUGACAAUAAAUCUUCACCUCCAUCAAAAUCCUCAAAUUCAAAUGGAGGUUCGCCGCCUCCUCCACCCCCACCACCUCCUCCACCACCACCACCACCAUCUCCCUUUUCUCCCAACUCUGGAGCUCUUUCCCCUCCGAAGCAUAAGUCGCCACCGAGCAAGUCGGACGUAGAUCAUAAUGGCAAAUCUAACGAUAACGGGACAGCCAUCAUUGUAGGAGUUGCUGCAGGAGCAGGACUAUUACUUCUUGUCAUGCUAGUCUUCCUCAUAUCUUGUUGCAAACGCAAAAGGAGAAGGCCACGCGACCAAAUGGGCUACUACAGGGACAAUUCUCAUGGAGGCAAGAGUACUGACUACUAUAAUAGUGGACAGUAUGGGAAUUGGCACAACAACAAAGUUCAAUCUACUGAACAUAUGGUAAAGAUGCCUACUCCUCAACCUGUCAGUACUAAUGUAAGUUCAGAACUCAGUUGGCCAAUAGCACCUCCACCACCACCUCCAAUGAUGAGCAGCAGUGAAAUGAGUUCUGCUGCUUUCUCUGGUCCACAUCAACCUCCAUUGCCACCUCCACAUCCAUCAAUGGCUCUUGGUUUUAACCAAAGCAGUUUCACGUAUGACGAUUUGUCAGCAGCAACUGGAGGAUUUGCUAAGGCCAAUCUUUUGGGACAAGGUGGUUUUGGAUUUGUACAUAAAGGGGUGUUGCCUAAUGGUAAGGAGAUAGCAGUUAAAAGUCUGAAAGCAAAUAGUGGGCAAGGUGAACGAGAAUUUCAAGCUGAGGUUGAGAUCAUUAGUCGUGUCCAUCAUCGCCAUCUUGUAUCUUUAGUUGGAUAUUGCAUUGCUGGAUCUCAAAGGUUGUUGGUGUAUGAGUUUGUUCCUAAUGGCACUCUUGAAUAUCACCUUCAUGGACCUGGUCGCCCAGUUAUGGACUUCCCUACGAGGCUUAAAAUUGCACUUGGAUCUGCCAAAGGUUUUGCCUACCUUCAUGAAGAUUGCCACCCUCGCAUCAUUCAUAGAGACAUUAAAGCUGCGAAUAUCCUACUGGACCAUAACUGUGAAGCUAAGGUGGCUGAUUUUGGUUUAGCUAAGCUUUCCUCAGACACUAAUACACAUGUGUCAACGCGUAUCAUGGGUACCUUUGGGUAUUUGGCACCAGAAUACGCUUCAAGUGGCAAGCUAACUGAAAAGUCUGACGUUUAUUCUUAUGGUGUUAUGCUUUUGGAACUUAUAACUGGGCGUCGUCCUAUCGACAUCAACAGUGAUGAUGAUACCUUAGUUGAUUGGGCUAGGCCAAUUCUCGUUCGUGCAACAGAGGGUGGAAACUAUGAUGAAUUGAUAGAUCCACGUUUGGAGGGAAAUUUUGAUGCCCAAGAGAUGCUAUGUAUGGUGGCUUGUGCUGCUGCAUCCAUCAGACAUUCUGCAAGAAGACGUCCAAAAAUGAGUCAGGUUGUACGUGCUUUGGAAGGUGAUGUUUCUCUGGAUGAUUUGAACGAGGGAAUGAAAAAGAGUCAUAGCGCAAUGUUUGGUUCUGGUGAAAGUUCCGAAUACGACGGAGGUUCAUAUGACCUUAAAAAGUUCAGGAAAUCUGGAAUGUCGAGCCAAGAAUUCACAAGCAGUGAACAUGGUACUACUGGUGAAUUUGUCCAUUCCGGUGGUGAAUCCCAAGAACUUCGGCAGAAAAAACUCAGUCCUUGAGCAAAAGAUUCGUCUUUGAGGAAAAUAGGAUGAUCACUUCAACUUUCGAUGGAGCUAUAAACAAUAACUCUUCUACGUACAAUAAUUUUUUAUAGACACAACUCACGUUUUAUGGACUUAAGAGGAUGCUUUGGGCAUUGAAAAAUGGUAUAAUGGUGGAAUAAUAACGUAUUUCCACAUCCAUUGUGAAGCUUUAGAGAUUAGACUGAGGGUGGUAAAGAGUAAAACGUCUCCCGAUCAUUAUGUGGCUGGGUUUAUUUAUCAGUCGAGUCAUUUUGUUUUGUUAGAGUUGAGGAGUUGGGAUGAUAAUUGUGUAUUACUUUCAAUGUAUUCCUCCGAUGUAUGUACUUAUUUAUUAAUAUUUUGUUUAUGUAUACUUCUCCGUAUAAGCA